CGUUUCGAUGACGGCGGCGACGUUCGACGAUGGAUGGUCGGAAUCCGUCGAGUUGGAAUAACAGGCAAUAGUGUAGGGAGAGGUGCUUACUAUACUUACUGCUCCGUUGCAUUCAGCCGUACGGGUUCAAAUUGGCAUUUGUCGAGUGAGAUUGUGUGCGUGCCCCUGUACGUGUACCAGUUCUUGGUCGACGUGUGCCCGUUCUUCCGAUAGUGUGAGUGGGCGAGGAACACAGUCGUGCUAGAAAAUUUUCGUGUGUGAACAUCAUCAACCAGCGAAAAAAGGCUAGAAGGCCAGAGCUCGAAGACUUCCGCGAGAAAGUUUUUUUUUUCCCCUUGAUCCUACUAAGCGAAAUUCACACCCUAAGAAUGUGUAAUAUGUGCGAUUAUUUUCUAAUUUGCAAACCAAAGUAGUUAACUCAAAGUGUAGCGAUAGCAUAGAAAAGUGAUAAAAAGCAAGAUUAUUGCUAACUAACAAAGUAAACCAAUCGAUCCACGCGUGGUUCCUACAGUGUCUUUCCCGUGCAGCUGGUCGAUGGUGGACAUGUCAUGAGAAUCAACAGAAUCGACGAUAGAAUGGAUGAAAAUAGUUCGCUGAACCACCAGAAUGGCGGUGGCCAGCUGGGCGGAAUGGGCGGUGCCGGAAGCGGAAUCCAGUCUGGCGGUGGCCUCGGUGGAGUCAUGAACAACAACUCGGGUGGCAUGAACAAGAACCCGAACAUGGGAGGCGGGGGUGUCGGAAUGGGACCCGGCGGCCAGGACGAUCAGAACAACAAAACUCCUCCGACCCAGUACUCGAUCCCGGGGAUCCUACAUUUCAUACAGCAUGAGUGGGCUCGGUUCGAGCUGGAGCGCUCACAGUGGGACGUUGAUCGUGCCGAACUUCAGGCUAAAAUCGCAGUGUUACUUGGCGAGCGGAAAGGUCAGGAAUCUCUCAAGUCCGACCUGAUAAGGCGUAUUAAAAUGUUAGAAUAUGCACUGAAACAGGAGAGGGCGAAAUUUCACCGGUUAAAGUACGGAGUUGAUCCCCCGAUGAAUGAUAUUAAACCCCCAUCAGAUGAGCCGGGUAUCGGCACAGAAGUUGCCCCAGAUCCAGAAGUACCGUACAGUUCCGUUUCGAACAUAACAUGGCGGCAAGGCCGGCAACUAUUGCGUCAAUAUCUGCAGGAAAUUGGAUACACAGAAACAAUCAUUGACAUCCGUUCGAACCGAGUCCGGUCGUUACUGGGACUAAACAACAACAGCGAACAGGAGGAGAAUGUCAAUCCGAACAUAAAUGGUGGCAGCGAAAACAACAAACGCGCAAGUGAAUCACAAGAAGGUCGUCGGACACCGGCGAAAAAAUCUCAACCCUCAUCAAUGACCGAAGCAAUGAUCCUGGACUCGGAGGCAGCUGUUAUAGCGAAUUUCGAAUUCCUAGCUCAAGCCGAUGCGGAAAUGUCUGACGACGACGACAUGUCAGACGAGAUUGGUGACAGUGAUGAAACAGACAUGAAGACGACAAAGCGAAAAGCCAAAGGUGUUACAAUGAAUGACGACGAUGUUGAUGCUGAAGCUGACGAAGUUAUCAAUGAAUUAAAUCAACUAACGGAAGGAGAAGACAGCAAUUUGACAGAAAACAGAAAAGCUGACGGAGGGGAUUUAUUUACUGGAUAUAACAAACCCGCCAUACCACGCCACCCUACGAUACCUGGGAUCAACAACGACGAAGAAGUAGACUCGUCGCUGGGACUGGGAGAGCUAGCGCAAUUAACGGUCAACAAUGAAGCCGAAUCAACAUACGAAGUUUCCAACGCCAAGGAACCAUAUCGUAAGACCUGGAACGCCAAAUACACCUUGCGGUCGCAUUUUGACGGUGUGAGGGCACUGGCAUUUCACCCGCAGGAACCAGUCCUUAUUACUGCCUCGGAAGAUCAUACAUUGAAGCUGUGGAACUUGCAGAAAACCGUGCCAGCCAAGAAGUCAGCUAGUCUUGAUGUGGAACCACUAUACACGUUCCGCUCACAUAACGGCCCGGUGCUGUGCCUGGCCAUGUCCGCCAGCGGUGAACAGUGCUAUUCGGGCGGACUGGAUGGGGCCAUCAAUUGCUGGAAUCUGCCGAAUUCCAACAUCGAUCCGUAUGAUAGUUACGACCCAGAGGUGAUGAAAUGUACGCUGGACGGACAUACUAACGCCGUUUGGGGACUGUCGGUUAACCACACGAAAAAUAGUUUGGUAUCAUGCUCUGCAGAUGGGACCGUUAAAUUAUGGACACCUUCCGGCAAGAUCCCACAACAGCUGACAACAUUUUCUUCCGAAACAGAAGGUGUUCCAACGUCAGUUGAUUUCGUCCGAGAUCAAACGGACAGAAUAGUUGUUGCAUAUAGUAGUACGCAUUGUAUAAUCUACGACACAGAAACGGGUCGUCAGGUUGUAAAGCUGGAGGCCAGCCAGGAGAUGACAGGAAAUCUAGGCAAACAUAUUAACAAAGUGAUCAGCCAUCCGACGCUUCCGGUAACGAUUACGGCGCACGAAGAUCGACACAUUCGCUUCUGGGACAACACAACCGGGUCAUUGAUCCACUCUAUGGUGGCCCAUCUGGAUGCUGUUACUAGCUUGGCUAUCGAUGCCCAUGGUCUGUAUCUACUUUCCGGGUCGCAUGAUUGCUCCAUCCGACUAUGGCAUAUGGAUAACAAGACCUGUGUACAGGAAAUAACGGCACAUCGCAAAAAGUUUGACGAAAGCAUAUUAGAUGUUGCAUUUCACCCAUCCAAACCAUACAUUGCUAGUGCCGGUGCUGACGCAAUAGCUAAAGUGUUCGUUUAAUGUGUAUUCUCUCCCAAUGCGCUACACGAUUGCGCUUCUUCAAAAAAAAAAAAAAUCAGAAUGACACAUGUUCUUUAUAUGCUAAUAUAAUCGUAAAAGGCGGGCAGAGAAAUGAAACUUAAGCAAAACAUAUGGCGAUACGCGAAAGGCAAGAUAAAAAUGAAAAUAGUUGUUUUUAAUUAUCACGAACAUUCUAGUUACAAAUAUAUUGAUAAAAUGAAAAAAAAAAAUGAAACAAGCAACAACAGACUUAGUAGUAUGCAUGAUAACUUUUACAAAACUCACAUAAAAAUACACCCAACAUUACGAACACAACCAUACACUCACGUAUACAUUCAUAUACCAACUUAAAAAACACGAAAUCUUGGUAAAACUAUCGAAACAGAUAGACAGAAAUCUGGACAAAGGAAAUGAUAUCGGAAUAUGUAGAUUUGUUUGAGCUUUUGCGCUACUGAAUUUCUACAAAGGAAUGACAUAACUACUCAAGCAGAGUCGACAGCUUCGUUGAAAAAAUGAAAUAAAACAAAACAAACAGACAAACCAUAAGCAAAAAAUAGAUCCAAUAAACGAAUUUUGAUAGAUAAUUUAUAAACGAACAGAAAACAAAAAAAAAAGUGAACGCCAACAUCUAACGCUCUACAAACUAAUACUAGUAGAAUAGUCUUUCGGAAAGCUCCCAGUUUUACCUUACCCUAUUAAAAUGGUUAGGAUGAAAUCCGUUUAUACUCCUAAUACCCUACUUGGAAGAAGAAGAGCCGUCUUCUUCCGUGCUCCCCUUCAUUUAUUUGCAGCAUUAGCAAAACUGUGAAAAAUAGUCACCGUUUCGACGCGUCGAUGAAUUUACACAACCACAACAUUAUGUUUCCCACUCGAUAGUCUGUACAUCUAAUAAAUUUUGUUUUAAGCAGUGACGUAGAUUUUAUGUUUGAAGAAGCAAGCAAAAACCAGAAAAUACUUUAAGCAAGUUGAAAAGUAUAGAGGACUCAUUCAUGGAUUUCAACGUGAGUUUUAGAUCUUAGUGUAGAAAGUGAUAAGAAAUAAAGAAAAGAUAUAAAAUUUCAGAAGAAAAUAUGUAUAACUUUCCCCCUAAACACCUACACAUACACAAGCUAAAAAACUAAAAACAAAACAAAAUUAUUUUUAGGAAGCAAGCAAAUGUUAGUCACCGGAAAACUAGUAAACGAGCAUACUAUCUUUUAUUUCUCGUCUGCUUCGAAUUGGUUCCGAUACUGCGUGUUUCGAUUACAGCGGUUCGCUUUUCCACAUAAAACAAAUACAGGCAGUCCUGAUGCCUACAAUGACACCGAUCCCCGAGAUUUUCCGUGAGAACUGCGGAACGGAAAUCAAAAAUGAAACAAAGUAAUAAAAUGUAUUUAUUUUACUCAUAUAUUCGUAACACGUUGUUAAUUAAUGAUUUGAUUUAUUAUAAAUAAAGUGUAGAGUAAUUAUAA
Messenger RNA from Uranotaenia lowii, 4255 nucleotides. It is a transcript of the gene Cka, whose product is annotated as striatin-3. Gene Ontology annotation, molecular function: protein binding. Lineage: Eukaryota; Metazoa; Arthropoda; Insecta; Diptera; Culicidae. The transcript is spliced from 7 exons. The record is from RefSeq and is a predicted model, not a curated record. The coding region runs from base 549 to 2804 and encodes 751 amino acids.